Uncinocarpus reesii 1704 is the source of this 987-nucleotide messenger RNA. RefSeq lists its product as uncharacterized. The record is from RefSeq and is a predicted model, not a curated record. Bases 1 to 987 code for a protein of 328 amino acids. Gene Ontology annotation, biological process: translation. Gene Ontology annotation, cellular component: ribosome; mitochondrial small ribosomal subunit. NCBI's taxonomy places the organism in Eukaryota, Fungi, Ascomycota, Eurotiomycetes, Onygenales, Onygenaceae. Gene Ontology annotation, molecular function: structural constituent of ribosome; RNA binding. The transcript has 2 exons.
AUGUCCUGGCAGUGGUCUGAGCACGCGUUUCGUGCGCUGAGGCCUUCGCAAUGCUUCUCCCAGCUGGGCCUCAGGGCUCUACGACACCAACAAUCCUCGAAAUCCUCGCGUCUUCCUGUUCACACUCCCUUUCGCAUCUGCCAACGGCGGUUGAUGUCCACACCUUCUUCUGAAGCUCCUACCGAAGAACCCGUACAUACACCCAACAACUCCUUCAAAGCCGCUCCGCCCAUCAACUUCAAUGAAUCAAACGGGAUACCAGCACGCAUUGUACCCGCUUCACCAGGAUACUUUACUUCGAUGCCCAAAUUCACAGAUGAUCUUUUGCUUAUGGAGCGCCUGUGGAACAAGUAUUCUUCAUUAGCGACAAUCCCCGAAGCGGACGUGCGACGAGCGGCGUGGCUUAGACUCUCGCAAUACAACGACCUGUUCCAAGAACGUAUCGGCAACUCUAGAUACGAAGAACUCGUUAAAAUAAUGCAGAAUCUAAGCAGAAUCAGUGCUGCUAUGAUGCCCGAGGAAGUCAAGAUCGCAUUGGUGCCAUUUAUUAGACCAGGGGAGAUUGUGCAGCAGAAAACUAUACCUCCGACGGUUGACCACCUUGGACGUGCGCGGGGCGUUGCAAAACGGAAGACAUCAACCGCUGUAGUCUGGCUGGUGGAAGGGGAUGGACAGAUUAGGAUUAACGGGAAGGAGAUAACCCACGCGUUCUCGCGCAUCCAUGAUAGAGAGAGCGCCAUGUGGGCUCUAAGAAGCACGAAUAGAAUGGAUAAGUAUAAUGUCUGGGCUGUGGCGAAGGGUGGAGGUGUUACUGGUCAAGCUGAGGCCAUUACUCGGGCACUUGCAAAAGCACUUUUGGUCCAUGAACCUGCAUUGAAACCAAUGCUCAGAAAAGCCGGUGUCGUCACGGCUGAUCCUCGACAAGUCGAAAGGAAAAAGCCCGGUCUUCGAAAGGCCAGAAAGAGACCGGCCUGGGUCAAGAGAUGA